AUGAAGAGAACGCAAGCGCUGGAACGCCUUAGAAAGCUGACCAGCGAAUUGCAUGAGUUUGUCAAAUCAAAGGUCAACAUCCAUAAGGAGAUAAAGACCAAGACAACCAGUGUAGUUAACGCCCUUCAAAGGUUUAAAACACUGGAUGAAGAAUGGCAGUCAUCUCGACGACUCACUCCCCGUGUUACUCCGGAGAAAAGCAGUCAACCUACUGCUGAGACGGAAGAAGCAAUGGACACUGGAGUCGAUGGUGACAAUGAAUCUGUCGCUGGAGACAAAAGCGAAACUGGCACCAAGUCUAAUAAGAGAAAGUACCGAACCUCUCCGGACCCAACGGUCAGCCAAGUCACGAAGAGGAAGAACUUGAAGAGGAGCCCACUGCAAAGGGCAACAGUGCAGAGCGGCGAACAUAAAAAGACGACUGCUUGGCAGAUAGUUCAGUCCAAGAAAGAACUGAAGAAGCAAAGAAAGGAGCAGCUCCCAAAGCAGCCGCCAACGGGACCCCGACCUGAACCCAAGCGAAAGAAACCGCGUAAAUGGAUCAGACCGGAUGCUCUUAUUAUCCGACCAGCCCAGAAGGAGAAAUACGCUGACAUCCUGCGGCGAAUAAAGAUGGACGUCCAUGAUGACCAGGCCCGCUCGUCUGUAGAAAAGAUCCUUAAGACCAAGAGCGGUGACAUGCUCAUCACCCUUUCGAAGAAGAGCACUGACAAAGGUCAAGCAUUGCAGAAGGCCAUUGCGGGCAUCCUCAAAGAGGACGCUGAAGUAAUCUGCAAAGGACCGCAAGAAGUCAUCGAGAUACGAGACGUGGAUGACACGACAACGAAAGAAGACAUCCAGACCGCUCUACGAAAAGAAGCUGGGGGAAAUUGUGAGAUACCACUGGAGGCAAUCAAGAUCCGUAAGGCCUACAGAGGUACUCAGACUGCUACAGUGACUCUACCAGCGGUUCUAGCUCAGACACUGCUAGGAAGAAACGGCAAAAUAAGGAUCGGUUGGGUCAACUGCCGAAUAAGAGCAACAAAGAGACCGAUCCAAUGCUUCAAAUGCUGGAACUUUGGACAUUUUGGUUCCCAGUGUAAAAGUGAAGUGAACCGGUCUAAUCUGUGCAUCAGAUGCGGGCAAGAAGGGCACAAGAUCGCUGACUGUAAAAACCCAGCUAAAUGCGUACUGUGCAUUGAACGUCACGGCGCAGAGAAGGCUGCCCACCAUGCAGGCACUCAGAUGCCCGGCCUUCCAAGAAGCGCUCCAGAAGAUAACGAACACAAGAACAUGAAGAUAUUACAACUCAACCUCAAUCAUUGUGAGGCUGCGCACGACCUGCUCAUGCAGACCGCGCGCGAACUUGAGCUAGACCUAGUACUAAUAGCAGAGCCAUACAAACACCUGAAUACCCAACCUUGGGAAUCGGACAGCACCACCAAAGCUGUCAUCUGGUCUUGUGGCAAAUCUCCUUUCCAGGACGCAAUAAAUAAUAGAGAAGCUGGAUUUGUAGCAGCAUGGGUAGACGGUAUACGUUUCUACAGUUGCUAUGCACCGCCAAGUCUCUCUACUGAGCAAUUCGCAGAUUUCCUUGAUCGGCUAAUCGAGGAUGCAAGACAAUAUUACCCCGUAGCAAUAGCCGGUGACUUCAACUCCUGGGCGAUAGACUGGGGUAGCAAGUUGACUAAUCCACGGGGAAAGGCACUACUCGAGGCAAUGGCCACACUAGAUGUUGUCCUUCUUAACACCG
Messenger RNA from Temnothorax curvispinosus, 1732 nucleotides. RefSeq lists its product as uncharacterized. Lineage: Eukaryota; Metazoa; Arthropoda; Insecta; Hymenoptera; Formicidae. The record is from RefSeq and is a predicted model, not a curated record. The transcript has a single exon. The annotation marks the transcript as partial. Gene Ontology annotation, molecular function: nucleic acid binding; catalytic activity; zinc ion binding.